This is a messenger RNA of Leptopilina heterotoma, 7235 nucleotides long. RefSeq names its product plasma membrane calcium-transporting ATPase 1 (gene PMCA). NCBI's taxonomy places the organism in Eukaryota, Metazoa, Arthropoda, Insecta, Hymenoptera, Figitidae. Gene Ontology annotation, molecular function: ATP hydrolysis activity; ATP binding; P-type calcium transporter activity. The record is from RefSeq and is a predicted model, not a curated record. Gene Ontology annotation, biological process: calcium ion transmembrane transport; regulation of cytosolic calcium ion concentration. Bases 1531 to 5319 code for a protein of 1262 amino acids. The transcript is spliced from 17 exons. Gene Ontology annotation, cellular component: membrane; intracellular membrane-bounded organelle.
UCUGAAAGAACCCAUAGUACUGUGCACUCUGUGCACUUAAUUACGCUAUUUUAGGAAAAAGUCGUGACCCUCUUUUUGCCUCAACUCUAUUUUUCGUAGAUCUUGAUUUACUUUUAAAUAAUUCGUGUUCGUUUCGUGAAACAACUACAAAUCGCGUGGAAUUCUAAGUCUAUAUGAAAAGAGGCAUUAAGGAAAAGGCUGGUUACGAUCCUUUGAAUGUGAGAAUCGUCUUUUACAUAGUUUCUUCUUUUACGUGUCUAUGGCCAUUUUCUUGAUUAAAAAAUGUUUAGUGAUGUGAUUAUUUUUAAGUUCCACACAGCCAGUGUAAUUAUAAUAGCAAGUGAAUAAAAGUUAGGAUAAAGUUCUUGUAAUUGAAGAAAGAAUAAGUGGUGCUAGUAAAGUUUGCCUGCAAGAAGGAUAUGUAUGAUAAAUAGUGUUCGAGCGUGGAAUUAAUGCUAGCAUUGAACACAAUUUCGGCGAUUAAUGCAUCGGUACUUCUAAAAUUGACGACAUAAAAUGCUAAUUGAAGAAAGAAAGAAAGAGAGAAUCUCGUAUCUUCCUAGGCUUUCUACGUUUUUUCUUUCAUCAUUUACCCUUUAAUUCCUUCUUCGAUCUUAGCCCUUGGGCUUUUACUUCCCCUUUUUCUCUUUCUCUCUCUCUCUCUCUCUCUCUUUCACACAUACAUUUGAAAGUUUACUAUUUCAAUCCCCACUUUCGUCCUUAGUUUCUCUCUCACUCUCACCCUUUUCGUCCACACCUAGCCUUUCCUCGCAUAACCUCGACCUCGUCACAGAUCUGUAUGAAGAAGAAACAUGAAAUUGUGUUAGUGACUGAAAUUUUCAUUUUGUGGAUAAGAUUGUGACAGGUUCAUGUGAUCAAAUUAAGAUUCCAUAUAAAUGUGUCGAGCACGUUAUAAAAAGUGAAAAAUACGAAGAAGAGGAAGAAGAAUCAACGACAAGGAACGGCUGCGAGCGAGUUUAUUUUUAGUGUGCGCGCGCGCCCCUCGAAGGCGCUGAGAGUAGUGUUAUAUUAUAUUAAGCAAAGCGGCGGUGACCCGAUGAAGCGGCGUAUGUGACAUCCAAUUUUCUCUAGUCACCUCCACUAAAAGACUUUGCAGACCUUCCAAGUGACUACUUUGAGAAGGAUUGCUUUCAAUGGAUGCGUUCAAAUCCAGUUCUUGUGAUUAAAAGAAAAAUAGACCUAAAUCCAUAUGAAAAGAAGGUAUAUCUUCAUAAAAAUACUAUGGUACACUUCGACUUAUGGAAAUUGAUGUCAAAAUGCCGUAAAGGCCAAUAAAAAUAAAGAUGAGACUGAAGAACUCAGAUUGCCAUUGACACCCGAAAAAUAUCUGAUUGUAAAAGGAGUCGAACCUGUAGAUAGCAGUUUAAGAAGUGGAUGAAAAAUUUUCACGCAUGCAGUGCUGGACUUCCAUCAAAUUAGAGGCACAAAGUGCAAAACUUCGGGUACUUAUUGACAAGAUCAGAGAAGAGUGGUGAAAUUGGCGAAAGCCAUAUUUAAGGAAAAAACGAAAUGGCGACAAUAGAUGGGCGACCAGCUCAGUAUGGAAUUACACUUAAGCAACUACGAGAGCUUAUGGAGCUUCGAGGUCGCGAAGGUGUUAAUAAGAUUAAUAGCCAUGGAGGAGUACAAGAGAUCUGCAAAAAAUUAUAUACUUCCCCCAGUGAAGGUCUCAGUGGAUCAGAAGCAGACAUUCAGCAUAGGCGAGACACGUUCGGAUCAAACAUGAUACCUCCUAAACCACCAAAAACAUUUUUACAAUUAGUAUGGGAAGCACUGCAAGAUGUAACGUUAAUCAUUUUAGAGAUAGCUGCGUUGGUUUCAUUAGGUCUCAGUUUUUAUCAUCCUUCUGAUGAUAAUGCACCUCCAGGAAUAGAUGACGAUGAGGCAAAGUAUGGUUGGAUUGAAGGACUUGCUAUUUUGAUAUCCGUCAUUGUGGUGGUUAUAGUGACAGCUUUUAAUGAUUAUUCUAAGGAGCGUCAAUUUAGAGGUCUUCAAAAUAGAAUAGAAGGGGAACAUAGAUUCUCCGUUAUCAGACAAGGAGAAGUAAAACAAAUUUCCGUAUCCGAUAUAAUUGUAGGUGAUAUUUGUCAGAUAAAAUAUGGAGAUCUGCUUCCUGCAGAUGGUAUUCUCAUACAAAGCAACGAUCUCAAAGUAGAUGAGUCCAGUUUAACUGGAGAGUCGGACCAUGUGAAAAAGGGAGAAACUUUCGAUCCCAUGGUCCUUUCUGGGACACAUGUAAUGGAGGGAUCUGGUAAAAUGUUAGUAACUGCAGUUGGCGUUAAUUCACAAGCAGGCAUUAUUUUUACUCUUUUGGGAGCUGCUGUAGAUCAGCAGGAACAGGAAAUCAAAAAAAUGAAAAAAGAGGCUAAAAAGCAGAGGAAGAAGAAGUCACUAACAGGUAAUGAAACUGGAGAAAUCACUGGAAAUAGCCACGGCAGUAGUGCCGUGAAGCACGAGGGAGGAGAAAAUCACCAUAGUUCAGCUCCAGCACAUUCAGAAGAAUCAGGAAAGAAAGAGAAAAGUGUCUUGCAAGCCAAGUUAACAAAACUAGCUAUUCAAAUCGGUUAUGCAGGUUCAACGAUAGCCGUACUCACAGUUGUCAUUCUAGUCAUUCAAUUUUGUGUUAAAACUUUUGUCAUUGACAAAAAGGAAUGGAAAAGUUUCUAUGCUAAUGAAUUAGUGAGGCAUUUAAUCAUUGGUGUAACAGUGCUGGUCGUUGCUGUACCUGAAGGCUUACCACUUGCUGUUACUCUGUCUUUAGCAUAUUCAGUUAAGAAAAUGAUGAAAGAUAAUAAUUUGGUGCGUCACUUAGAUGCUUGUGAAACUAUGGGAAAUGCUACUGCCAUUUGCUCGGAUAAAACGGGAACUCUAACGACCAAUAGAAUGACCGUAGUUCAAUCAUAUAUUUGCGAGAAAAUGAGCAAAACUUCCACGUUUUCGGAUAUUCCGAGUCAUGUUGGCAAUUUGUUGAUUCAAUCAAUAUCUAUUAAUUCAGCAUACACAUCCAGAAUAAUGCCCUCACAAGACCCUACUGAAUUGCCGAUGCAAGUUGGUAACAAAACCGAAUGUGCCUUAUUGGGAUUUGUAGUGGCUCUGGGCAAGAGUUAUCAAAACGUGCGUGACGAUAACCCCGAAGAAACAUUUACUCGAGUGUAUACUUUCAACAGCGUUAGGAAAAGUAUGUCUACUGUUGUUCCCAGAGAAGGUGGAGGCUUCAGGCUUUUCACCAAGGGCGCUUCCGAAAUCAUCAUGAAGAAAUGUGCCUUUAUUUACGGUCGAGAGGGUCAUCUGGAAAAAUUUACCAGGGAAAUGCAAGAGCGCCUGGUGAAGAACGUAAUUGAACCGAUGGCAUGUGACGGACUCCGCACAAUUUCUAUUGCUUACCGAGAUUUUGUUCCUGGAAAGGCUGAAAUUAAUCAAGUUCAUUCAGACAACGAGCCUAAUUGGGAGGAUGAAGAAAACAUUGUCAAUAAUCUUACGUGUUUGGGUAUUGUUGGAAUCGAAGAUCCCGUUCGUCCUGAGGUGCCAGACGCGAUCAGGCGGUGCCAGAAAGCUGGCAUCACUGUGCGAAUGGUGACGGGUGAUAAUAUAAACACCGCGAGAUCGAUAGCUCUCAAAUGUGGAAUCUUAAAGCCAAAUGAAGACUUUCUCAUAUUAGAAGGUAAAGAGUUCAAUAAGCGCAUCAGAGACAGUCACGGAGAAGUGCAGCAACACCUUCUUGACAAAGUGUGGCCCAAACUGAGAGUACUUGCCAGAUCCUCUCCAACUGAUAAAUACACGCUUGUGAAAGGCAUCAUUGACAGCAAAGCAACGGUGAGCAGGGAAGUAGUUGCCGUCACCGGAGAUGGAACAAACGACGGUCCAGCGCUUAAGAAAGCAGACGUCGGUUUCGCCAUGGGCAUUGCUGGAACCGACGUUGCUAAGGAAGCAUCUGAUAUUAUCUUAACUGAUGACAAUUUUUCUUCUAUCGUUAAGGCGGUAAUGUGGGGCAGAAACGUUUACGACAGUAUUGCCAAGUUUUUGCAGUUUCAAUUAACCGUUAAUGUUGUUGCUGUAAUCGUUGCUUUUAUUGGUGCUUGUGCUGUUCAAGAUUCGCCAUUAAAAGCAGUACAAAUGUUGUGGGUCAAUCUUAUAAUGGAUACAUUAGCUUCUCUUGCUUUAGCUACAGAACUACCAACUCCGGAUCUCCUUCUUCGGAGGCCUUAUGGUAGAACAAAACCUCUUAUAUCGCGAACGAUGAUGAAAAACAUUAUUGGGCAAGCAAUUUAUCAAUUGACUGUUAUUUUUACGCUUCUCUUUGUUGGUGACAGACUUCUUGGCAUCGAAACAGGUCGGAAUAAACAUGACCAAGGGCCCACCCAACAUUUUACUGUUAUUUUUAAUACUUUCGUUAUGAUGACUUUAUUUAAUGAAUUUAAUGCUCGAAAAAUUCAUGGCCAGAGAAAUGUCUUCCAGGGGAUAUUUACUAAUCCUAUCUUCUAUUCAAUUUGGAUAGGCACAUGCCUUUCACAAAUAGUUAUUAUUCAGUAUGGUAAGAUGGCAUUCAGCACAAAAGCAUUAACGUUAGAGCAAUGGAUGUGGUGUCUAUUCUUUGGAAUCGGUACUCUUUUGUGGGGCCAACUAGUAACAACAGUUCCUACACGCAAGAUUCCUAAAAUUCUUUCAUGGGGCCGCGGACAGCCGGACGAUAUUGGUGCCAUAAAUCUGGGAGACGAGAAGUACGACCCUGACUCGGACAAAAAGCCGCGCGCAGGACAAAUUCUUUGGAUCCGCGGUCUCACACGACUACAGACUCAGCUUCGAGUAAUCAGAGCUUUCAAGUCGACUCUGGAAGAUUUGGAGGAGCGUCGCUCUGUUCAUAGUUUACACAGCUUACACAGUAUGCGCAGUUCACGCAGUCACACUGGACCCCGACCACUAUCUGACUUCACUUACAUUGACGAAGACCCGACAAACACCGCGCUGAAUGUCUCCAAGCUCUUUCAUAAAGGAAGCCAUGUCAUUGUCGACCAAUCGCAAGAGCACGAAGUCAACAACCGGGGAUCCAGAGUACCAACACUCAACAGUCCAGCUUCACCGCUGCUGCUGCACGUUCCUGGAAGUGGCAUAGCGUAUAAUCAUCAUAAUUCCACCGCCAAUAGCAAUAGAUUCAAUAAUAUUUUCAGUGAGCCUUUGAGCCCCAGUCACACGCUGCAAACGAAUGUUAAUGAGGAUAAUGCGGUCCACUCAUUUCGAAUUAGUUCCAGUAAUUUGAUCCUUCCCGAAAUGCCUAAACUCGUACACGAGACAAGCAUUUAAAUGGAAAUGUCUAGUAUUUCGCGAUGAACAAUCUUUUGUGAAACUCAGUUUUCCAAUUAUUUUCAUCUUUAUAUGAUCUUCUCAAAAAAUUUCAUGCUUGGAUUAAUAUUAAAAUUCUUAAUUAACAUAAUGUUUCUUUGUGCUCCUCACCCUCGUCUCGUACCUCUUGAGGUCGACUUACUUACUCUCUCUCUCUCUAUCUCUCUCUUGUACUACUUUCUUGCUUUUAACUUUCAUCAUUAUCAUUUUUUUACUUACGAAUAAUUAGUUUCGCUUUCGACAUCAUUUUGUUUGUAACAAGAAAAUAAAAAAAUCAGACUAACCUGGACUCAUGUGUGAUCAUAAUCUUAUGAUAGUAUUUGAAUCAUUUUUUGUUGUAAACAGGAGCAAGUUUCACGUCAUUCAAAAUCGAGACCAUAUUCAGGUUUGCCAAUAGCUCGUCUGUUGAACCUGAACUUUCACAUACAGGCCCAUCACCUGUAACGCAUUUUCCCUUGAUCAAUGCACGAAUUGCUAACUGAUAAACUGAUAAACUGAUAAAAACUGAUGUAAAAAGAAAAUCAAACCAUGAAUAAUCUACAUUUUGAAUUGAAUAACCCUCAAUCAUGUAACUAACUGUGUUAUUCUCAUAAUUAUUGCUGGCUUAAUUAUCCAAAACCAAUGACUAAUUGACAACAUUAAUCUGCUUGCACGUUCAGAUCCCGUUAAUCUUUGAAAUAUUUUGCUUGUUUGCCUGCUUUGCUUGUUUGCUUGUGGAUUUGAUAUCGAUUGCAAAAUGUGAUUAUUAUUAAUGAUCAUUCUUCAACUCAUAUUUAUGUCAUAUCAUAUUAAAGAUUGCGACUGUAUUAUGCUACUAUUGAAAAUGAUUGUUUGUUGCAUAGUCUUUAAUAAGAUUUACAUGAUAUCUUUAACUUUGGGGGAACGAGACGAUAGUAGGGGGAGAUUCGUCAUGUCAAAUAUGGAACAAUUGUAUAUUCUUGUACUUUAAACUAUUUUUAAGAAUUAUUACUGUUUAACAUGUAUCUACAUGAUUCUUUCCCCUCUUGUUAAAAAAUAAUUAUAUUAUUUUUCGUCGCAAGUGUACUUAGCAACAAGCAUCAAUCCUGUUUCUACUUUUCAACAACUAUUAGUUACUAUUAUUCAUUUCAUUUUUUAAUUAAUAGAAUUCAAUUAAAAUAUCAACAUCAGUGGGGCUCACAGAGGCAGAACGUUAUAAAAUUUAAUAUUUGGCUAUUGCAGUGUUUGCAAGUUUAUUUCAUUUAAUAUUUUCAAUGUUGAAUCAAAGCAUUUUCCGAGGUUAAAGACACUGUUAAAUUGUAAAAAUCUAUAAAAUGAAUCCAUAGAAAUGAAAAACAAAAAGAAAACAUUUUAAUUUUGCUUGGUAAUGUAAGUUUUAUUUUAUUUAAUAUAAUUUUUAAGUUUACAUCGUUAACAUAUGUGCUUCUGCAUACAAUACUUGAGAUAUGCAGACGCAUUACAUUUUACUUAACAACUGUUGUUAAUCAUAUUUUAGUUUAAUGUUAAGUUAUAUUGUUACAAGUCGCCGAAAUUGACAAUUACAUUUGUUUUACAAUUAUAGAAUUCAAAAAUUAGUAUUUAAAUUAUAAUAGUACGUCCGAUGUCCUGAUAAAUAAAAAGUCUGGGCAUUGUUUGAAUAAAAUUACCUUCAUUGCUUGUCUAUACUUUUCUUUUGAAACUUUCAUUUGGAAAAAUAAAAAGUAUUUAAUUAAUUCGUUAUAUAUUCAGGAUGGAAAAUUUGUUGCAACUGACUUCCUUAAUUUAACAAAUACAAACUGCUAUCUUUGCAAACCUUGUAAAAAGUGUUUCAUAUAUACUAUUAAAGCGAAAGAAAUGGACUUCUUUUUAACAUCGUUGUAAAAACUCUUAAUCAAAAAUAGAUUUCAAUUUGAUUUUUA